AUGCAUAAUAUAAACCCAUGUCUUGCCGAGAUGUCCAACGCUGUAUUCGAUGCGGAGUCCAACACUGAAAUGGGAAGCUGUAUUGAACUACUGAACUUUAUUGUGCUCGAUGAUCCAGUCUUCAUUGCAAAAAAAACUGAUUGUCGAUAUUUGUCACACUUUUGUGGCCUCGAAUUACUUCAAAAGUCUGAAUCGUGCUACCAGUCUUAUCUAUUUGAUAAGUGUAUGAUGGCCACUGCCAAAUAUUUACGCAAUGUCAACCACGACAUUACCUUCUUUCCAGGAGAAAUUAAACUCAACCCCAUGACCACACAACUAAAACAGAAAGGAAUGGAUGACGGCCGAUAUAAAUAUAAUGCUGAUGGAACGCUCAUAGACAAUGAUUUCUCUGCAAUUGAAAUAUUUUUGACCGAAGUGUCGUCUGGCUAUGGCUCAAAUGAGACUGGAAAAAUACGUUUUGACCAUUAUAAAGCCGUGUUAGGGAUGUUGUCUAUGAUACGAACAGUGACGCAGUCAUACGACAAAGCCUCAUUCAACACUUUCACAAAAUUGGAGAUCCAUUUUCUGCAUGCCCAUGGCAAUUCCAUCAGACAUUGGUCAAUGUCAACACAGGCACCAGGUAUCUAUAUCAUGGCCAAAGAGCAGAGGGUGAAGGUUCCUACCAGUUUCCCUGAAAAAGAUAUUACAAUUCUUCCGUUUAUCUGCUUCUUUAAAACACUUGCUAUUGCUUGCGAGGAAACUUUAUCAGUGCUGAAGGAACUGAAACAAGAGCAUAAAACCAUUUUACGAUCAAAGAACCAGAGGCCACAAAACUUUCUAGUAUCAUAA
Messenger RNA from Phycomyces blakesleeanus NRRL 1555(-), 828 nucleotides. RefSeq lists its product as hypothetical. The record is from RefSeq and is a predicted model, not a curated record. Lineage: Eukaryota; Fungi; Mucoromycota; Mucoromycetes; Mucorales; Phycomycetaceae. The coding region runs from base 1 to 828 and encodes 275 amino acids. The transcript is spliced from 5 exons.